AUUCGAAGCAGCAUUAGAUGGUCAGGUGAGCUUCAAGAAGCCUAUCCUGUUUCUUAUCACAGUUUAAAUAGGGGUAGCGCGCCACUGAAAGUAGAGUGGACUUCCCAGCAGUGAAACACGACAGUACAAUGAACCUUCUACUUGUUGCUGUGGUAGCAGUGGCGGCUGUCAUGGCCGACGAUCACCACCACGAUUACACCGACCCUUCUAAAUUCGCUGACUACCUGAAGGAUAUAGAGAAGACUCACGAGUUCUUCAAUAUGGCCCCAACUGAAAAACUCCUCUUCAGUGAACUCAUCAUGGCUGCUGAGCAGGGCAGUGCCGAUCUUACAGCCUUUAUCAAAGCCCAGACCUUCGACAAGAUUAUUCGUCUCAUUGAUCAUUUGGACGAGGACGACAUUCCCCACUUUGAAAGUUAUCUUGCCGCUCACCUGAAAGGCUCAAGCAUUUUAGGCAAACGGCAGAGUGGCAGCGACCUGUUUAACUUCAUGAGAGAACUGCACCUUGCACACAAGAUUGAGGACGAUCUCUCUCACGCCGACCUGCGAGUUUUCUUGGAGAUCUUGUACGCUGCCGAACACAAUACCCUCACCCAGUACAUUGACCAGAAGGGCUACGCAGCCGUCCUGGACCUUAUGUCACAAAUUGAUAAGGAUCAAGCUCACGGCAUGGAUAAUAUGAUCAUUAGGCAUCUGGAAAUGGAGGCUAAGAUGACGAAAACUAGCGUCGGCACCAUCGUUGUCACAUCUCCUCCAGUCGUUGUCAGCACAGCUGCUCCAGUAGUUGUCAGCACAGUCAUGGGGUGAACCAGACUGUAACAGGUACA
Haliotis rubra (blacklip abalone) is the source of this 826-nucleotide messenger RNA. RefSeq lists its product as uncharacterized. The transcript has 7 exons. The record is from RefSeq and is a predicted model, not a curated record. Bases 129 to 806 code for a protein of 225 amino acids. Lineage: Eukaryota; Metazoa; Mollusca; Gastropoda; Lepetellida; Haliotidae.